CUCUCACGGCGGCCAUUGCUCUGAAGACCACCAUUCCCAUUGACAUGCAUUGAAAGGGCUCCAGCAAGAUGGCGCCAGCGGAAGAGACAGGAACGUGCAGGUCAGAUUGGUCUCUGGAAAGAAUCCGCGAAAGUUGAGUUCGACGUGACUGAGUUCGGCGGCGGAUCUGCUGCUGCUGCUGUUCGGCGAUGACGACUGCUGAUCUAAGACAGGAGCUGGACUGUUCCAUCUGCCUGAGCAUUUAUACCGAUCCUGUAACCCUGGGAUGUGGCCACAACUUCUGCCGGGUCUGUAUUGAUCGUGUGCUGGAUACACAGGAAGGGGCUGGAGUUUAUACCUGUCCUGAAUGCAGAGGACAGUACAGGAGACGUCCUACAAUGAUACGGAGCAUAGCUUUGUGUAACAUAGUGGGGAGUUUCCUGUCUACUCAGCCAGAUCAGGAGGAGACUGGGAUCUUCUGCACUUACUGCUUGGACUCUCCUGUACCUGCUGCUAAAUCCUGUCUGCAUUGUGAGGCUUCUCUGUGUGAUAAACACCUGAGAGUACACAGCAAGUCACCAGAGCACGUCUUAUCUGAUCCCACCACUUUCCUAGGGAAGAAAAAAUGCUCCAUCCAUAAGAAGGUCCUGGAGUAUUACUGCACUGAGGACGCUGCCUGUAUCUGUGUGUCCUGCUGUCUGAUUGGGGAACACGGAGGACAUCAGGUGGAGUCUCUGGAUGAGGCCUCUGAGAAGAAGAAGGAGAAGCUGAGGAAUGUUCUGCAGAAACUGACCAGAAACAGAGUGGAGGCUGAGAGAAGAGUCCAAAGACUACAGGAGCGCAGGAGAGAACAUCAGGAGAAAGCAGCUGGUGUAACAGAGAGAGUCACUGCCCUGUUUAGAGACAUCAGGAGACAGCUGGAAGACCUGGAGAAGAGCGUACUGAGUGAGAUCUCCAGGCAGGAACAGCGCGUUUCACUCUCAGUCUCUGAUCUGAUCCAGCAGCUGGAAAUAAAGAAGGACGAGCUGUCCGGGAAGAUGCGUCACAUUGAGGAGCUGUGUAACAUGUCUGAUCCAGUGACUGUCUUACAGGAACCAGACACAGAGGACUUGUGUGAUAGUAAUGACAGAAAGAGACGAUAUACACAGGUCCAUGUUGCAGGAGAUCUGGAUGUGGGUCUCAUCUCAGGGACAUUACACACAUUAUCUGAUGUAAUAACAGGUAUAAAUACAGGGAUCUAUGUGCAGGAGGAUACAGCCCUAUUACAGGAUGUGACCACAGAUUGUGAUACAGACUCUGAUAUAAUAACAGGUAUAAAUACAUUGUUCUAUGUGCAGGAAGCUACAGAAAUAAUAAUACUGGAUGUAACCACAGCUGCUAAUAAUAUACGUAUAUCAGGUGACAAGAAAACUGCGUCCUGGUCGCCAAGCCAGAAAUAUACAGCAACACCAGAGAGAUUUCAGUGUCGUCAGGUAAUGAGCACCAGGGGAUUCUCCUCAGGGGGACAUUUCUGGGAAGUGGAUGUCGGUAGAUCAGGGAACUGGAGGGUGGGGAUGUGUUAUCCCAGUAUAGAGAGGAGGGGACGUCCGUCAUACAUUGGAUAUAACAACAAGUCCUGGUGUCUGUGUAGGGGGUAUGGUAAUCGGUACUCAGUGAUACAUGACAGUAUGUGGAUCCGGGUAGCUGACAAUAUCCCCUGUGACAGAGUGAGGAUAUAUCUGGAUUAUGAGGCAGGACUGUUGUCCUUUUAUUCUCUGUGUGACCCCAUCAGACACUUACACACCUACACUGCCACAUUCACUGAGCCCCUCCAUGCUGCAUUGUGGGUAAUAGGCGGUUGCAUAACUAUAUCUGGGUGAGUCAGGAGCUAGGACAAAUUACCAUAAGACAUGAUGACAUCACAGGGAGGGGAAUCUGAUUGGUGGGGCACUGACCAAUAGACUGAAGCAGUGGGUGGAGCCACAGCGGAGCCCCUCCCCCUGUGUGACCAGUGUGUCUGAUUUUGGGCCUCAUCAGAGACGGAUGCAGUGGAUCUGCAAAAAUAUGCUAAUGACGCAGGAGUUUUGUUUGAAACUAAGACGCCAGAACCUUUACAACUACGUACGGGAUGGUAGUCGCAGGCUGAUACACGCCCCCAAACUUCUGACACGCCUCCAUUUGAAUCUCCACACCCUCAUUACCUCUUAGAAAUGCUGCCUGUCUGUUAAUCACUUUGCAUUCAAGUGUGCGCUGAGACCGCCGUCCGUAAUCUAAGUUGGUGUGUGCGCUGUGCGACUCUGACGCAUAGGCAGUCCAAAGAAAAAUUUCUCAGAUUCACAAACAUCGGCGCUGCCUCCGUCUCUGAAUCAGGUUUUUGUUUCACUUGUUUUGUGAGUUAGAAACGGUCAUAAAUAUAUAAGACGCGCUGCUCCUCCUGUUAGACCCACGUCAGCAACUGAUCCAAAUGACAGCAUAAAACAACAAACUAGAAGGCGUUUACAGUGUGAUCUAUAGUAACCCAAUUGUUGUAGACUAAAUGAUCCAAUCAGAAUUAUUAAGAUCGCCCCGCAGGCACAUGCGUUUCCAGGGAGGAGACGGAGCGUAGCGGGAGGGGGGGGGGGGGGCGGUGCGGCGCGAACGUCACACUCAGCCGCUGCGAACGGGAACAUGGCGGAAGGAGGCAUCCCUAAUUCCUGCUUCAUCAAGGGGGGGGGGGGGUUAGUAUGCUGGGCGGAGUUGCCCUGAUAUGGGUGGCCCCCAGCAUGCUUGCAAAAGGAUUGCAAAUUCUGCUAAUUCGCUUAUUUUGCACACUCCUUAUUGAAUUAGGCCCAAAGUCCUCUCCUAUGGUACUUUUCAUCCUCUUUAAUGAUCUCCAAAUCUGGAAAAUAGCCCAGCCCCAAACAGAUGAAAUAACUCAUAAUGGAGUAAAUUAGAAUUUUUAAAAAUAAGUAAUUAAAAUCAGGCACAGUAUAAGUACUUGAUAAUUGGCAUCAUAGUCACAAACGUUUCAGCCAGUCUCCAAGAUAGGGAACUCUCUGCAACUCUACCUGUAAUAAUCAGUUGGAGCUCCCAAUAGCAGAAGUUCUUCCUGGAAAAGGCAAACAGACUACCAACGCGUUUCUUCUAGACCAAACUUCAUCAGGGUUAUGCUUACUGAGUGCCUGAACGCCUGUAUAUUCUUUAUUAUACAGUUACUUGACCGUAUUAUCACAUCUGUAUAUGCUGUGUUAUUGCACUGUUACUGAGUGCAUUAUCAUGCCUCUAUAUGCUGUGUUAUUGGAAUGUUACUGAGUGCAUUAUUAUGCCUGUAUAUGCUGUGUUAUUGGACUGUUACUGAGUGCAUUAUCACGCCUGUAUAUGCUGUGUUAUUGGAAUGUUACUGAGUGCAUUAUUAUGCCUGUAUAUGCUGUGUUAUUGGAAUGUUACUGAGUGCAUUAUUAUGCCUAUAUAUGCUGUGUUAUUGCAGUUACGGAGUGCGUUAUCACAUCUGUUUUCUUGUCAGCAAUAAAUCGCUCAGCUGUGUAAGAACAGCC
Pseudophryne corroboree (corroboree frog) is the source of this 3491-nucleotide messenger RNA. RefSeq names its product E3 ubiquitin/ISG15 ligase TRIM25-like. The coding region runs from base 189 to 1838 and encodes 549 amino acids. The record is from RefSeq and is a predicted model, not a curated record. Gene Ontology annotation, molecular function: zinc ion binding; protein binding. The transcript is spliced from 2 exons. NCBI's taxonomy places the organism in Eukaryota, Metazoa, Chordata, Amphibia, Anura, Myobatrachidae.